Messenger RNA from Poecilia reticulata (guppy), 1482 nucleotides. NCBI's taxonomy places the organism in Eukaryota, Metazoa, Chordata, Actinopteri, Cyprinodontiformes, Poeciliidae. The record is from RefSeq and is a predicted model, not a curated record.
CACUGGCUGACCUGUAGCCACGUGACGGCAGCCGUUCAUUGAUAUCGGUCAGUGCGCGCCCCCUCCUUCCAACACUGAUAAGGAUAGAGUAUAGGUAAAGGUUGGCACGGUCACUUUGGGCAAGGGUGGGUUAGAGGGCGUUUGUUGGAGAGGACGGUCCCUCAGCCCCUCGGAGAGCGAUGCCACAAUGAGCAGCUUCUUAGACUACUCGGUGAUGAGCGGAGAAGGUAGCUCAUGCUCCAUCAGGGCUUUCCACUCGGACCACGGGAUUACAGCUUUCCAGUCCUGCGGGGCUGCUGUCAACAGCUGUGGGGCGGAUGAGCACUUCAUGGCAAACAGGACUUCUCCUGACAGCCUCCCCCAUCAGCCGGCGUCUUACCAGUCUUCUGCAAACACUUUGGGUCUCUCCUACGGAGCCCACCCGGCCUGCAGCUCCAGCUAUGGGCCCCAAAGUUUUUGCGCAACAUAUAACCACUACACUUUGAACCAGGAAGUGGACUCUGGAGCUGCGUUUCCCCAGUGCGGUCCAUUGAUGUUUUCGGGUAACUUACCCUCCUCCAUGGUUCCUCAGCACCGCCACGGUUACAGUGCCACCCCACUGGGCCAGCUGCAGUAUAGCCACGCCGCCUACGGAGGCGGACACGAGCAAGCGCCCCCUUACCCUGGUGGCUCAAACCCCAUGUCACCUCUCCACGCAGCUCACCUGGAGGCUUGUUGCUCACCUCUGUCGGAGGGCGCCUCCUCUGCACAGACUUUCGACUGGAUGAAGGUCAAGAGGAAUCCACCAAAAACAGGACGAUCCGGGGAAUACGGUUACGCAGGACAGCCGAACACAGUCCGGACCAACUUCACCACCAAGCAGCUUACAGAACUGGAAAAGGAGUUUCACUUCAACAAGUAUCUGACGCGGGCGCGCCGCGUAGAGAUUGCGGCCGCGCUUCAGCUGAACGAGACUCAGGUAAAAAUCUGGUUCCAGAACCGGAGGAUGAAGCAGAAAAAGCGUGAGAAGGAGGGGCUGCUGCCGGCCAAAGCUCCCCCCGCAGAACGGGAGGAGAUCAUCCCGGAGAAAAUGGACGAUGCAGCAUCUGAGAGGUCGACCUCAUCGUCCCCCUCUACUCCCUCCCCCUCAUCUUCCACCGUCUCUUCCACGGGCACUGACACUUACGCCUCCAACUGAGGAGCAACUCUUUACCUCUUUAGGCCACGUGAGGAGUCUGACCACCAAAGUUAAAGAUUGUCGUGAAUGAUAUUCGUGUGUACAUUUGUAGACGUUUGGGACAUUUUCCCCAAUAACAUGGACAAUGGCUUAAAGGUUUUAGAGUUGUUGUAUAAUCACUAACGUGUCUGCACGAAGCACUAUUGUCCAGUCAUGAUUUGAAAUGUGUUUAUUUGCUGAAAAUGUGGCUUUCCAUUGACUGCCACCCCCAUGCCCUAUACCCUGACCCAGUGCUGCUUUAUAUAAAGAUAAAGAAACAAAUCUGC